CGACUCUUUAGCUUAGUAUUACUUCUCUCUCGAAUGUUUUUGCGUUUUUCAUUUUUCUUUCAAGUCCGCUCUAGAAUCUUCAUGGUGGUGUCCUCAUUGAGAAUAAAAUAAGAGAAGACUGAGAGGAUUAAUAUAAGAGACGAGAGGAGAGCAAAAUUACAAACAUAAUUUAUUGGUGACCGACGACAAUUUCAUUUCUAUCGUCAAUAUAGUCGGAAAACCAUGUAUGUUUCAGAUUCAAUUUGUGCUUCUUAUUAGCCGACAAGGAAAAGUCCGGUUGACUAAAUGGUAUUCUCCUUAUUCACAAAAGGAACGAACUAAGGUUAUUCGUGAGCUCAGUGGAGUCAUUCUUUCACGAGGACCCAAGCUCUGUAAUUUCGUGGAAUGGAGAGGAUACAAAGUUGUUUAUAAAAGAUAUGCUAGUCUGUACUUCUGCAUGUGCAUUGAUCAGGAUGACAAUGAUUUAGAGGUCCUUGAAAUAAUUCAUCAUUAUGUUGAGAUUCUUGACAGAUACUUUGGAAGUGUCUGUGAGCUAGACUUGAUCUUCAACUUUCACAAGGCAUGUUGCAAUGGGCUUGUUUUGCAAUUGGGAUUUUCCUUUCUGAAAGGGUUUUUUUAUAUCAUAAAUGGUGAUUGAUGCAAUAAGUGACUACCCAAAAUACCUUAUUAAUUUAAUGCCCUCUUGCUUAUCUAGCGUAGAUCAGUUUAUAUUGCAUGGAUGCCAAAAUCUGUGUCUUUGCUAAUUGCUGACAGUCGUUUAUUUUAUAGGCCUAUUAUAUUUUGGAUGAACUAUUGAUUGCCGGUGAACUUCAAGAGUCAAGCAAGAAAACAGUUACACGUCUAAUAGCUGCUUAGGUAUAAUUUCUUUUUCUUGGUCACAGUGGGUUUUGGUUGUCAGUUUUUCAUAUUUUUUUUUUAU
This is a messenger RNA of Pistacia vera, 919 nucleotides long. Its product is annotated as AP-1 complex subunit sigma-2-like. Gene Ontology annotation, biological process: vesicle-mediated transport; intracellular protein transport. NCBI's taxonomy places the organism in Eukaryota, Viridiplantae, Streptophyta, Magnoliopsida, Sapindales, Anacardiaceae. Gene Ontology annotation, molecular function: clathrin-cargo adaptor activity. The record is from RefSeq and is a predicted model, not a curated record. Gene Ontology annotation, cellular component: AP-1 adaptor complex; intracellular membrane-bounded organelle; membrane coat. The coding region runs from base 227 to 637 and encodes 136 amino acids. The transcript has 5 exons.